AUGGCUUCUGAUUCUCAGACCGCAACUGCAGUUACUUCUGAAAAGCCAUUAGAGAACAAGGUGAGCGAGGAAGCUAAGUUGAUAGAGAAAGAGAUUGUUUUGCCGGGAACCGCAGAUGUGGUGAAAGAUGAACCGGUUUCAGAUUCAAACCUGACGGUUACGAACGAGGAUCAAAAUCCUGCUGGUGAACCGGAGAAAGAGUCACCUGCAGUUGUGGAGGAGGUUGCAGCAGUUGUGAAAGCAGAGGAAUCUACAGAGAAAGGCAAAGAUGAAAGUGGUGAGAAGGUAGCUGAGCCAGUGGAACUUAAAGAACCAACUCUUGUGAAGGAGGUUGUUGAAGAGCUUAAUGUUGAAGCUGCCGAUGAGAAGAAAGUAGCUGAACAAGUGGAGUUUAAAGAAACAAUCCUUGUGAAGGAGAUUGUUGGAGAGGUUAAUGUCGCACCUGUUGAUGAGGAGAAAGCAGAAGAGAGAGGGGAAGAUGAAAAUGGUGAGAAGAAGGUAGCUGAACAACAAGUGGAGCUUAAAGAACCUAUUCUUGUGAAAGAUGUUAAUGUUGAAGCUGCUGAUACGGAGAAACCAGAAGAGAAACAAACCGUGGAGAGUGUUGUUGUUGAAGAAGACAACAAGGAGGUGGUUGAUGUUUCUGAAUCAACAGAUGAAGCCGGAGGCAAACCAGUUGAUGUUCAAUCUGUUAGCGAUGUAUCUGCAGAGACUACAGAAGUUAACAUCAGAGACGUUGAGGUUCUUGAAGUGGAGCCAAAGGUUGAGACUCAGCCUGAGAAAGCAAAGGAAGUGGCACCAGAAGUUGAAUUAGUAAAGGCAGAGGAAGAACCUGAAACAACCGAAGAAGCUAAGGUUGAGGGAGCUGAAUCUGGUUCUGCUUCGUGCCCUGAAGAAAUUGUACCGACAAAACAAGAUUCAGACACUGCACCCAAAAAGGAGGCUGAAGAAGACGCUUCUUCUCAGACUGGUGUCAUUGAGAAGGCUAUUACUGAAGAGAAGCAUGUUGUGGACGAACCAUCAAAGGAUGAAGAAGCUUCUGAAUCUGUUUCUGCUUUGAGCCCUGAGAAAGUUGUACCGACAAGCGAAGAUUCAGACACAAACACCAAAAAGGAGACUGAAGGAGGAGACAUUUCUUCUCCUGCUGAUGAUGUCAUUGAGAAGGCCAUUACUGAAGAGAAGCAUGUAUUGGAAGACACCUCAAAGGAUGAGAACGCAAGUGAAGCCAAAGAUGUCGUUACUAAACUACCUACAGAAGAUGAGAACAUCAAGAAAGAUUCUGAAACACCUGCUGCUGAAGAUGGCAAGAGCGAAGAGACUUUGAAAGAAACUGAUACAGAGUCAAGAGAGAAAGAAGAUUCAGAGAACAAACAAGAAGAAACAGUAACAGAAAAAGUAGCUGAGGUUAUAGAGGCAGCACCAGUUGUUGAAGGGAGUGAUGAGACAAAACAGCAACCAGAAGUCACAACCAAAGAAGCUCCUGUGAAGCCAAAAAAUUCGAACAGCAUUAUGUCAAAGGUGAAGCAAUCUCUUGUGAAGGCAAAGAAAGCAAUCAUUGGAAAAUCUCCAAGCUCUAAGACUAUGUCAAGUGAAGAAGCUAAAGGAGAAAUCAAAGUCAAGUGA
Messenger RNA from Microthlaspi erraticum, 1623 nucleotides. The record is from the annotation of a GenBank genome assembly. Lineage: Eukaryota; Viridiplantae; Streptophyta; Magnoliopsida; Brassicales; Brassicaceae.